This is a messenger RNA of Poeciliopsis prolifica (blackstripe livebearer), 2052 nucleotides long. Its product is annotated as DNA-directed RNA polymerase III subunit RPC6-like. Gene Ontology annotation, cellular component: RNA polymerase III complex. Gene Ontology annotation, biological process: transcription by RNA polymerase III. Bases 447 to 1397 code for a protein of 316 amino acids. NCBI's taxonomy places the organism in Eukaryota, Metazoa, Chordata, Actinopteri, Cyprinodontiformes, Poeciliidae. The transcript is spliced from 9 exons. The record is from RefSeq and is a predicted model, not a curated record.
CGGUUCUGAUCCGGUUCGGUUCUGGUUCUGAUCCGGUUCGGUUCUGGUUCCAGUUUUCACCGAAGCGCCGCUGUUGCGUUUGGCGUCACCAUGACAACGGGCUCGGCUCCGCCCAUGACUCUCAGCAACAAUACUUAGAUUAUCGAACCAGAACCAGAACCAGAACCAGAACCGCCUGGUUUUACAUGUUUGGUUUCCGGGUUUCACUAAAACAGCCGCAGGAUUUUGCACAUUAAAAUCCAACCUGGAAAUAUUUUGUUUCAUAAAAAGGAAGCAGAGUUUAUGAAAGCAGCAGAAUAUCUGCAGGACCCCAACUGCUUUAUGAUCAGGCAGCGUCCAGGGCAGCUCGCAGCCGGAAGGACCCCGAAACAUCCGGCUCUUCGCGACUCAGAAACCCGGUCCAGUCAAACCCGCACCGAGACACGGAACCACACAGUUGGGUCAGGAUGGCAGAGGUGAAGGUGAAGAAGGAGACGAACCUUUCGGAACCGGCGGAGAUAGAGAACAGGAUCAAGGAGCUGUGUCAGCAGUUUCCCCAGGGAAUCACAGACCAGGUGAUCCAGAACGACCUGCCUCACCUGGAGCCCCAGCAGCGCGCCAUGGCGCUCAACAAGCUGCUGUCCCUGGGUCAGCUGGACCUGCUGAGGAACAGUUCGGGUCUGCUGUACCGGCUGAAGGACACGCAGAGCGCCAGUAAGAUGAAAGGUUCUGACAACCAGGAGAAGCUGGUCUACCAGAUCAUCGAGGACGCGGGAAACAAAGGAAUCUGGAGCAGAGACAUCCGCUUCAAGAGCAACCUUCCUCUGACGGAGAUCAACAAGAUCCUGAAGAACCUGGAGAGCAAGAAGCUCAUCAAGGCCGUCAAGUCUGUGGCGGCCUCCAAGAAGAAGGUGUACAUGCUGUACAACCUGCAGCCGGAUCGAACGGUGACGGGCGGCGCCUGGUACAGCGACCAGGACUUUGAGUCCGAGUUUGUGGAGGUUCUGAACCAGCAGUGCUUCAAGUUCCUGCAGAGCAAGGCGGAAGCGGCGAGGGACGGGCAGCAGAGCCCGAUGGUCCAGAGGAACAGCUCAUUCGCAACGUCACAUGAGGUGUGGAAGUACAUCUGUGAGCUGGGAAUCAGCAAGGUGGACCUUUCCAUGGACGACAUCGAGACUAUCCUAAACACACUGAUCUACGACGGGAAGGUGGAGAUGACGGUGAUCGCUGCCAAGGAAGGGACGGUGGGCAGCGUGGACGGCCAGAUGAAGCUGUACCGCGGCGUCAACGCCAUCCUGCAGCCCACCGGCCUCGUCAAGACGCCCUGCGGACUCUGCCCGGUGUUCCACGACUGCCAUGAAGGAGGAGAGAUCUCCCCAUCCAGCUGCAUCUACAUGAGCGAGUGGCUGGACUUCUGAUGGGGCGGGGCCGGAGGAGCCUGAUGGGCGGAGUCAGGGUACGGAGCGGGCGGGGCUGUGAAGACGGUUGGGUGGAGAGAUGAACGAUACAAACUGAAAACCCAAUUGCUAAGAAACAAAAUGAAACAGAAAAAAAAUGGAAACAAAAACAGGAAGUGACAGCUGUGAUCUCCUCCGGCCACUAGGGGGAGCCUGCAGUCGGCUUCAUCACCUACAUGCAGACGCUGCAGCUUUCAGCCUGACCCACGGAUCGAUGUCUGUUCCAUCAGGCCCGGUUCUGCUCCAUCAGGCCCUAAUGGACCCGGUGCUGACAGUCAGUGCGGAUCAUCUUACACCACUUCCUGUCUCCGUAUCGACCCGACAGGAAGCGGCUCGCCGCCCACAGCUCCGACUCCAGGGACAAAAACAAACGGAAAACUUCUCCGGUUCUGGAUCUGGGCCUGGUGGUUCUGUUGGAUCUGUGGGGAAUUCCACAGAAUUCCAGUUUCUGUGCUGCUGGUUUAGUUUGUGAAUAAAUGCAAUGAAGCCUGCAGAGUUCUGGUCGGGUUCUGGCAGCUGCUGGGCUUUGUUGGGUUUAGAUGACUCGGGUCUGUCAGUCUGGUUUGAUCGGACUUGAUGGUUCUGGUGGAAAAACAUUAAAAAUACAUUGAAACAG